Messenger RNA from Hypomesus transpacificus, 3468 nucleotides. RefSeq names its product EBF transcription factor 3b (gene ebf3b). The coding region runs from base 555 to 2357 and encodes 600 amino acids. Gene Ontology annotation, biological process: regulation of transcription by RNA polymerase II. The transcript is spliced from 16 exons. The record is from RefSeq and is a predicted model, not a curated record. Gene Ontology annotation, molecular function: DNA-binding transcription factor activity, RNA polymerase II-specific; RNA polymerase II cis-regulatory region sequence-specific DNA binding. Lineage: Eukaryota; Metazoa; Chordata; Actinopteri; Osmeriformes; Osmeridae.
CUCGGGGAAAGAGGGCUUAGUUUUGCAUGUUCCCAUCCAUCCUGCACGACGCGAAAGGCCCCUUAUCCACCUCUCCUGUGUACUAGGAACACCUCUACGGUGAUCAGCCUUUGCCUGUGUUUGUCUUGUGGAGAAGCAGCACCUUUUCAGGAGUGGUUUAUUCAACUGUGUCCUAAAGGUUUUGGAUGCGGUGCUUCGGGGAUGUUGCCACUUUGAGAGCAUCACCCAAAUACAAACAACAACCAUCGAUUUUUCUGUGAAUAGGAAAACCAAAAAGGAACAAUAGCUACAACAACAACAAAAAACUUGUCGAUUGAACAAUUCACUUUUCCAGUCUGUGGAUACCACUCUUACUAAGUACAGCACUUUGAGAAUUGUUCACAUCGUUUCAACCCAGGACGGACUGAAGAGGGAGGCAAGACCUGUGGACCGGGUUUUCCCUCGCAAGUCUGAUACGGCUCUUAAUACUUAUCCUGUAAACCCUGAAGGAUAACACGUUUGGACGCUUAUUCGGCAAAUUUCGCAGGAGGCUUUUUACACGUAAAUUGUUCUAAAUGUUUGGGAUUCAGGAAACUAUACCGCGGGGUGGGACAACGAUGAAGGAGGAACCGCUGGGUGGACUGAAUCCAGUCCGCUCAUGGAUGCACACAGCUGGGGUGGUGGAUGCGAACACAGCCGCCCAAAGCGGUGUUGGCUUGGCACGGGCACAUUAUGAAAAGCAGCCGCCUUCCAACCUCAGAAAAUCAAAUUUUUUCCAUUUCGUCUUGGCGCUGUAUGACAGACAGGGUCAACCAGUGGAGAUCGAACGGACAGCCUUUGUGGACUUUGUGGAGAAAGAUAAAGAACCUAACAGUGAAAAAACUAACAAUGGGAUACAUUAUAAACUACAAUUAUUGUACAGCAAUGGCGUCAGAACAGAACAGGAUCUUUACAUACGGUUAAUCGAUUCCAUGACGAAGCAGGCUAUUAUUUAUGAGGGUCAAGACAAGAAUCCCGAAAUGUGCAGAGUUCUUCUCACGCAUGAAAUCAUGUGCAGCCGGUGUUGUGACAAGAAGAGCUGCGGGAACAGGAACGAGACUCCUUCAGACCCUGUGAUCAUCGACAGAUUCUUCCUAAAGUUUUUCCUCAAGUGCAAUCAGAACUGUCUGAAGAAUGCAGGGAAUCCCAGAGACAUGCGCAGAUUCCAGGUUGUCGUAUCAACAACCGUCAAUGUGGACGGCCAUGUCUUGGCUGUUUCAGACAACAUGUUCGUCCACAACAACUCUAAGCACGGGCGAAGGGCUCGCAGACUCGACCCUUCAGAAGGUACGCCUCCUUAUCUGGAGAAUGCAGCCACCCCGUGCAUCAAGGCCAUCAGCCCCAGCGAGGGCUGGACCACCGGGGGAGCCACCGUCAUCAUCAUAGGGGACAACUUCUUCGACGGCCUGCAAGUCGUGUUCGGGACCAUGCUCGUAUGGAGCGAGCUGAUCACCCCCCACGCCAUCCGCGUCCAGACUCCCCCCAGGCACAUCCCUGGAGUGGUGGAAGUCACGCUGUCCUACAAGUCCAAGCAGUUCUGCAAAGGUGCCCCCGGGAGGUUCGUCUACACCGCCCUGAAUGAGCCGACCAUCGACUAUGGCUUCCAGAGGCUGCAGAAGGUCAUCCCCAGGCACCCCGGUGACCCUGAAAGGUUACCAAAGGAGGUCUUACUGAAAAGAGCAGCUGACCUGGUUGAAGCCCUAUAUGGGAUGCCACAUAAUAACCAGGAGAUUAUCCUGAAGCGGGCAGCUGACAUUGCUGAGGCCCUGUACAGCGUACCCCGCAACCACAACCAGAUCCCCUCACUCGCCAACACCGCCUCCCAUGGCAUGAUGGGAGUUAACUCCUUUGGCAGCCAGCUAGCCGUCAACGUAUCCGAGUCACAGGGGAACGACCAAGGUUGGUGGACCACAACCACUGCAUCUACUUUACCCCCUCAUUCAGAUAAAGCAGUGGGCUACAGCCGGAACACCAGCAGUGUGUCCCCUCGUGGGUACAUCUCCAGCAGCACCCCCCAGCAGUCGAGCUACAACACCGUCAGCAACAGUAUGAACGGCUACGGAAACGCUGGCAUGAACCUGGGAGUGCCCAGCUCUCCCGGCUUCCUCAACGGAUCCUCUGCCAACUCCCCAUAUGGAAUUAAACAAAAGAGCGCCUUUGCCCCUGUGGUCCGACCCCAGGCCUCCCCACCCCCCUCCUGCACCAGCGCCAAUGGCAACGGACUGCAAGGUGAGCCCCCCUCACCCCCCCAUCCCUUCCCUACGGACUACUGGUCAGAUACCGCUGCUCAGGCCUCAGUCCGGUUCGCUAUGUCCGGCCUGGUUGUUCCUCCCAUGUAAAUGCACUUUCCCCUUCUCAAGCACCAGUCUACCCCCCCACCCCCCCAAAAAAAACACACACACACAGACACACACACACAUGCACACAGACACAGGACACCCCUUUAGCACACAAAGAAGAUGCUGGUGUAGUCCAUAGUCAACAGCGUAUUCUGUUUGUAAUGAAAAUGGGGGGGGGGGGGAGAACAAACAACAUUCUUAUAAAGACAUUUUCACAAAUUCGAAUUUUGGACCUGUAAAGGAUUUCAUGAGGACCACCAUUUUAGUGACCAAUAUUUUUUGUUGCUCAUUUUCCAUUUUAUCAACCUUGAAGAGGACAAAGGACGAUGAAGUGUUUAUUUUGUAUACCUGUUGGGUUGUACUUUUGCCUCGGCUAUUUCCCCUGAAUCACACAUACUGUACUGGAAGGAACUCUGUGGACUGAACAGUUGGUUUUAAUGUAAACACUGAUGUACAGUACAUUUACCUAUGAACUUGUUUGCCUCAGAAAUUGUUUUCUGUUUCAACUAUCUUUUAAUAGAUUCACAACAGUUGUGUGUCUUUAUAAUGUGACUUUUUUGUAUUUUUAUGUGUGAAAAAAUACACCGGGGCCAAGAAAGUUUGAAUUUCAACUGGAAAAUAUAUGAAAUAUAUAAUGUAGAAAAUCAAUCAUAAAAUACAACACUUACAAAUUAAAUGGGGAGGGGUUGAGUGGGCAAGAUUGUAUCCUGAUUCAUUCCUGCAUUUUAAAUUAAAUUUGUAAUUUAUUGUAGCUAGAAAUCAUCUUCAAAAGUAAAACAAUUCUCUUGGAUUCAACCAGAACACUGGCGUGUAUAGAACGCUUGGCUGUGUUGAUGAAAAACUAUGUACUUCCAUGUCUAGAGCUUCCUUUUAAGCAAGUGUGUUUUGCCAUGUUUUUCAACCCUUUUGCUAGCACUGUAUAUUAAUGCGUUCUUAGGCUACUGUGAAGUCUGUUUCUUGUUGACGAGGGCCAUCCUCUUCCCUCUAGCUCCAAUUCCCUUAUGUGUUUUAUAUGUGGUAUAAAUUGUAGACUAUUGUGAUAUUGCCAAACUUGUGCUAAAUAUUUAUACAUCUGUCUUUUUCAUGUUAUUUUAGACCAACAAAAAACAUU